This is a messenger RNA of Trypanosoma cruzi, 2574 nucleotides long. RefSeq lists its product as uncharacterized. Lineage: Eukaryota; Euglenozoa; Kinetoplastea; Trypanosomatida; Trypanosomatidae. The transcript has a single exon. The coding region runs from base 1 to 2574 and encodes 857 amino acids. The record is from RefSeq and is a predicted model, not a curated record.
AUGUUUGAGCCUCUUCGCAAAGAGCGUGUACCGUCGCGUGUACAGGGCAGUGAGGGUUAUGUUGCCUUUGCAAUACAUCCCGAUCCCACUUCUGCGGCUUUCAACUGGGGAUGCUGCAUUGUGACAAGCAAAUUGGAUCUUAUUUUUCACAGGGCACGUGAUGCUUCGAUGGGUCUUUCUCCGCCUGGAGCACGUGAAAAGAAAAAGACACCGUAUUUUUUUCGUCUUUCUUGUGAAUCAGGAAGUGUUGUGCCGGAGUACCCAAUUCAACCAGCAAAUGUAAUUGAUUACAUGUUCAGUGAAGGUAGCAGUGCAAAUAUGGAGCAGGGGGAGAAGCCGGCUGAUUUCGCAGAAUACAUGCCAACGGUCGCCAUACUUCUUCGCGUCUCCAGCACUGAAGUAAAUCUGCUGAUUCUUCGACCCGUGUUGCGUGGGAAGAAGGGGAAGGGAGUCGUCAUUCGAUACAGCACAUUGCUCCUACCAGCACCAGGGUGUGCACGAUAUGUACGGAUGGAUCACCGCGGUGGGGCCGUCUUUUUACUUGGCCCCUAUGUCUAUGAGUAUGACGGUAGGGUACAGUGCUACUCGCUUCAACUCGACGGUGAUAAACAGAUUAAAUCAUCGUUUCGAACAAUACUUUUGAUGGCAUUUGUAUCACCUACGGGGAAUAAAUAUACAACGGCAUCCACGCUGGCGGGUACUCAACUGAUUGUGUGGGCCUCUUUGCGGAGGCCAUUAUGUCAUGUGUCGGAUAAUUCACGCGUUCUUUUUGUGGACCUGAUGUUUCUUACCGAUCGUGGGACAGCAAUGGUAUUUCGUGUGAGUCUCGAUGAAGAGAAUAGAGAGUCUCAUGCCACCUGCAUUUGGUUUAGCCAUUUGCUUCAAAAUAAUUUUUUUAAACACACACAUAUCCCUCUUGGGGUGAUAGAACGCUGGAAGACAACGUCUUUCUUUGCACAUGCCAUAGAUGAGGUGAGAAGAGCCUUUGGAAAAUCUUUGGAAGAAAACACGACGGUAGACUUGAAUCCGGUUUCAUCUGCUAUUCCGAUUUUUUCCGUGAGUCCCACUGGGACUGUACUUUGUGUGGUUAUACCAACUGAAAAAAAAGUAUGUUUAAUAGCCCUUGGCUGUAAUGCCAAAGCGUCUGCUACGACGUCAUGUUCAUCUGUUUGUGUCGCAACACCUCCAAGUGUGACAAUUUGUGAUGUCGCUUGGGUCGCUGGUUCGUUGUGUGGCUUUCUUCUUCUCGGUGUCUCUAAGCAGAUGGAACAAUCGAAAGCAAUGCUGUUUUUUCUUCCAUUGACAGGACAUAUGCCGUUGCGCAUUCAUUUGGAUCGGGCCCAUGCGUCAUUUCUUACAUCAGAUGGUGGGAUAUUUUCAUUUUUUUCAAUUGAGCGCUCGCAAGAUGUGUUUGGCACCACCCAGCUGCAUCUUUCACUGUAUCAUCGUUCAGGUUCUCAUGGGGAAGGGAAUGAAAAUGAGGUACGGACGGGACUUCUCUCUCUUCCCACAAUAGCGUCGUUCGGUCCAAUGCGUUCUCCGUUACAUGUAAUGCACAUAAUCUAUUUUACCGGUUUAGCAUCGUUUGCUUUCGUCCAUGACAGGACACCAAUUACGUCAGCAUUGGAAAAGGCUGAGAGCACCGCCACUGGCGAUGAGGGAAACGCACAGAGUCGUAUUCCGCAUAAGUUUGCUGCAGAUGACGAAGUGCAGGUUUCGGUGGAAGCGACACUCGAGUCUUUUCUUGACCCCUGGCUUCAUACAGGAAUUGAGGGUUCGGCGUUUCCUCUUUGCGAUGUUAUGCACGAGAUCAUUCCGUCGUUACUUGAAGACAUGGAACACAGCCGUGUCGCUUCGGCUGCUUCUCAAACAGGCGAUGGUGGAAAUUGUGCGGCACUUUUGUCCAUUUUUCGGGCUGUGGCCGAUGUGUUGGCCGCAGUGUCCGUGACGCUCACUUCUUCCAUUUUGCGGCGCUAUCUUGCAGAGAUUCAUGGGGUCGUGGUGAUGUUGCGAUACGUUCUAACUGUUAUUGGACAAAGUGGCGCCGUGUCAGCAUGUUUCACUGCGGUGGCGUUUUUGACGCCACUUGUUGACAAGAAUGCCGCAGGUGAAUUGAGCUGUCCGGAGUGGUGUGCCAUUAUUGCGCCGCUUUUUGAUGAUGCAUUUGCACAUGUGGCUUCAUGUCCAUCGCUUGCACACGCACUUCUGCCGUACUGUAGCGCACCGUUGCAGCACAUAAUGUCCACGGGGGAGUCUCUUUUGCGGCGUGAGAAGAAGCGGGAGCUGAAAGCUGAUAUCCCACAUGUUUCCGUGUAUCACAACGGGGAAGUGAUUCGUCCUCUUGAAGAAACUCUCUCACUUGCGCGUAGAGGGAAUUCGGGUUUGGUGAUGCUCUCAGCUGCGGAUGUUUGCUGGGCAGCACGUCGUUUGUUUUUUUGUGAUGGCGUUGAUGCCGCGCGCGCGUUUCUCAAGACAGUUGUGGAUUUUCACUUGUCCAAUCCGGAUGUACGCGCCGUGUGCACGGAGUACGACGUGGUUCAGAAGGAACUGGCUGCAGUGGUAAACUGCAUUUAG